CUGUAGGUGUCAUUAGUCGGUGUCGAGAGAUAUUGAAAAGGUUUAAUGUUAACGGUGUAGAAUCGACUAACUGACAGAACACGAUGGACGCAAAAUCUCUAAAAACAGAAGAACCAAGAAAAGCCUACCCCUACAUUACAUACAAGGGCAGUACAUUUCCACCAAAGCCACCGAUACUCGAGAAAGGUCCAGAAAAACAUUUUGCAGACAUAACAAAUUAUAAUACAAGAGACAAUGAUAUUCUGCUUUGCUCUUCUCAGAAAUCGGGAACCCAUUGGGUACAUGAGAUAAUAUCCAUGCUUUUGACACAGAAAACAGAAUAUAACUCCCAUGGACCAAUGUGGGAAUUAAAUCUAGAAUAUCUAAGACAACCAGAAGAGGUUGAGAAACUUGUUGGUCCCCGAAUUUUUACCACGCACCUGCCAUUUAGUAUGUUACCUAGGAAACAUAUAGAAAACAGAAAUAAGAUUGUUUAUCUGAAUAGAAACCUGAAAGACAGAUCUGUAUCGUUGUAUCAUUUUCUUCAAGGAAAAAUAGGAGUUCCAGUUUGGACUUGGGCAGAAUAUUUUGAGCAAACUGUUUUACACGGCAAGUAUUUUGUAGGAUUAAGAUGUACAUGUACAUGUACAUACAUGUAA
This is a messenger RNA of Mytilus trossulus (common blue mussel), 638 nucleotides long. RefSeq names its product sulfotransferase 1B1-like. Gene Ontology annotation, cellular component: cytoplasm. Gene Ontology annotation, molecular function: sulfotransferase activity. NCBI's taxonomy places the organism in Eukaryota, Metazoa, Mollusca, Bivalvia, Mytilida, Mytilidae. The record is from RefSeq and is a predicted model, not a curated record. The transcript has 3 exons. Gene Ontology annotation, biological process: sulfation. Bases 84 to 638 code for a protein of 184 amino acids.